AUGGAUAUUCUGCGUCAUUUUCAAACGUUUGCUUGGUGUAAGCCAGAUUGGUGCUACCCAAGUAUGGGAAAGGAAACAAAUGAACUUCUCAGGCAAUGCAUAGAUUUGCCUUCGGUCACGCUGGUGGAUGACAUUGAAGAAAUCAUUAAGAAGAGUAAAGCAUUUCCAAUACCUUUUCCAAUUGAGACUGUCAGAUUAGAAAAAUUACAAGUCCGGAGGCCAGUUGAAAAGCUCAGAAGAAAUAUUGUCUCCACUUAUCCCCUCAUUCAUGAGAGAGUUCUGCUCCUAAUGACACACUUUCUAAUUUAUAAGAGGGAAUUUGGUUCAAACAUAGAAAAGGUACUUUACAAAGACAUGUCAGUCCCGGAGCUGAUUGAUAGGAUAUUGAAGAAGAGAGCUGUCACUUUUAUGGGAAAAUUGGAUACUUAUAAAUUGCUCACUGGUGAACAGGGGAGAGAAGGUUGGGAAUCGGUUGGCACUUUACAUCAGAAGCCACCGCUGGUGCUGGAGAACUGCCUGAGCUAUGACGAGAUUAAACUGGCCUCGAUGGUCUAUGUCAGCGGGCAUACAGAGUGUAUUAAUGACGGAGAAAGAAAUAACGCCGGCGUCAUAAGGGAGGAAAUAGCGGAGGACGAUGCAGUUAUAAUAGGACUUGUGGGUCCGCGUUUCCAGCGUCCGGGUCGCAUGGACUAUGAGGAUAUACUGAUCACCGAGCAACAGAACUGCCUAGAGCACGGCUACGGUGAGGAAGUGACGCCCACAACUUGCCUCAACGUGCUGAAGACGACCUACGUGAGGAACAACCAGUCAGCGAAGCACAUGUGGAGACAGAUGUGGUCGGAGUUCUACCAGGUCCACAGCUAUACCUACGAGGAGCUGACCUCCUACGUGAACAUCCAAGAGAAGUCAGAGGACAAGAGGUACACGGACAGAUAUGUGAAGAAGCCAUCCAGCGAGGAUAUCUUCGACAACGAAGUGUACUACAAGAGGCUGUGUGUUCUCGCAGAGGUGGCGCUUUUGGAGGCGGAUUUUAGGGCCAAAGAGGCGGGGAGACAGGCAUUCCUCAACAUCAUUGGAUGCGGUUUGGGUGUUUGGAGGAUAUCGUUACACCAGCCCGAUGUGUACAUCCUGACUUUUUUGGAGAGGAUACGAUCGUUCCUUAAGAAGGAUUUGUUGAAUCACGUCUCCGAUGUCAACUUCGCCUUCAUAACGCCGAGCAAGGGGAUAUUAAAUCUAUUCACAAACUCUGAAGUAGCCGAAACGCCAACCGAGAAGAGGAUAUUCUUCGAGAGCAAACGGCAUCCGAAGGGUGGCAUCAACGUGCAAUUAGAGAACAGGCACCCUUCGGCGAAACUCACGGGAGAGCAUGAAGGCAAACUGCUGGUGAUGACCUAUCCGUGGGAUGGAAAUGCACACCCUGGCAACGAGUUCUGGCUCGGCAGCCUGAAGUCGUCCGGGGACCCGGCCGCCGCGUGUUCCACGCAAGUGGCCGAGUUGCACAACGCGCACGUCAACCCGGCCGUGAGCGGGCACAACGCGCGGGUCGCCGGCCGCUCCGGCGUGGGCACGCUCAGCGAGUAUUGCGCCUCCCUCUCCGCG
This is a messenger RNA of Iphiclides podalirius (scarce swallowtail), 1599 nucleotides long. The record is from the annotation of a GenBank genome assembly. NCBI's taxonomy places the organism in Eukaryota, Metazoa, Arthropoda, Insecta, Lepidoptera, Papilionidae.